Messenger RNA from Osmerus eperlanus (European smelt), 3387 nucleotides. RefSeq names its product cytoplasmic dynein 1 intermediate chain 1 (gene dync1i1a). Lineage: Eukaryota; Metazoa; Chordata; Actinopteri; Osmeriformes; Osmeridae. The transcript has 19 exons. Gene Ontology annotation, molecular function: dynein light chain binding; dynein heavy chain binding. Bases 283 to 2286 code for a protein of 667 amino acids. The record is from RefSeq and is a predicted model, not a curated record. Gene Ontology annotation, cellular component: cytoplasmic dynein complex. Gene Ontology annotation, biological process: transport along microtubule.
ACGCACUGUUUGUGUUGAAAGAAGGUGGGAUUUCUAUGUGGUAGCAUAUUUGGAUGAACUCGUGCACCUGCUUUCAUGCUUUUUCUAGGUUAUUGCACGCAAAACGUUUAUUUCUGACCACCUGCCUCAUCUGAAUUAAACUCUUGAGUUCUGUAGCCAGAAGUGUGCGCGGUGCUUAGCCGGUACUAACUAGGAUGUGGUGAUCCGUCGGUUGCAAUGAGACAGCAUCUUUGCCAGUGACACAUCAUUAUCAUUCAUAGGACAUAUAACAAGACACCAGACAUGUCGGAUAAAAGCGACCUGAAAGCAGAGUUGGAGCGCAAGAAGCAGCGCCUCGCCCAGAUCAGAGAGGAGAAGAAACGUAAGGAGGAGGAGAGGAAGAAGAAAGAGGUGAGAAAGAGAACUGAGACCCAGCAGAAAGCAGAGGCUGCCCCAGAGGACUCUGACCUGGACCGUAAGCGGAGGGAGACGGAGGCCCUGCUCCAGAGCAUUGGUAUCUCCCCUGAGCCUCCGCUAGUCCAGCCACUGCAGCCGUUAAUGUUGGAUUCCUGUUAUUUUCAUUACUUAGUCCCGAACCCCAUGUCCCCCUCCAAGUCAGUGAGCACGCCCAGCGAGACAGGAAGUCAGGACUCGACCGACGGGGCUGCGGCGGGCAGGUACAGGUCAGGCCAGUCUGCCGUUAGUAAGCUACAGUCACAGGCUGACAGGACGCUGCAGUGGGACACGGACCCCUCAGUCCUGCAGCUGCAGGCAGACUCAGAGCUCGGCCGCAGGAUGCUCAGACUGGGAGCGUCUAAGAUCGUCCAGGUGGACUUCCUGCCCAGAGAGGUGGUGUCCUACUGCAAGGACACUCAGACACCCAUCACAGCACACCUGUCUGACGCAGAGGAGGAAGAGGAGGAUGAAGAGGCGGCGGAGAUGAAGGCCGGGCUGGAGCUUGCGCUGCCCCAGCAGGAGGAGGACACCCAGGAGACCAGGCAGGGUCCCAGGGAAUUGACAGAAGAGGAGAAGCAGCAGCUGUUGCUCUCGUCAGAGUUCCUGAGCUUCCUGGACGGCAGCAGCAGGGUGAUGGAACGAGCGCUGGCCGAGGACGCCAACAUCUUCUUCGACUACAGCGGCAGAGACCUGGAGGACACGGAGGGGGACAUGCAGGGAGGGUCCAGCCUGUCUCUGAGCAGACUGUUCUACGACGAGCACUGGUCCAAACACCGAGUCAUUACCUGUCUUGACUGGUCCCCACAGUACCAGGAGCUCUUGGUGGCCUCUUACAACAACAACGAGGAUGCCCCUCAUGAACCCGAUGGCGUGGCGCUGGUCUGGAACAUGAAGUUCAAGAAGAGCACUCCAGAGUUCAUCUUCCACUGCCAGUCUCCUGUGGUAUCUGUGGGCUUUGCCAGGUUCCACCCCAACCUGCUGGUGGGGGGCACCUAUUCGGGUCAGAUCGUCCUCUGGGACAACCGCAGCCACCGCCGGACCCCCGUCCAGAGGACGCCCCUGUCUGCUGCCGCCCACACUCACCCCGUGUACUGUGUGAACGUGGUCGGCACCCAAAACGCCAACAACCUGAUCACCGUGUCGACGGAUGGGAAGAUGUGUUCCUGGAAUCUGGAUAUGCUGUCCCAGCCUCAGGAGAGCAUGGAGCUGGUAUAUAACAAGUCCAAGCCGGUAGCUGUGACCGGCUUGGCGUUCCCCACCGGGGACGUGAAUAACUAUGUCGUGGGGAGCGAGGAGGGCACCGUGUACACAGCCUGCAGACACGGCAGCAGGGCAGGGAUCUGCGAGGUGUUUGAGGGUCACCAGGGCCCGGUCACAGGGCUGAGCUGUCACAGCGCUCUGGGACCAGUAGACUUCUCUCACCUGUUCACCUCCUCCUCCUUCGACUGGACCGUCAAACUCUGGAGCACCAAGCACAACAGGCCUCUCUACUCGUUUGAGGACAACUCUGACUAUGUGUAUGAUGUCAUGUGGUCUCCAGUCCACCCCGCCCUGUUUGCCUCCGUGGACGGUAUGGGCCGCCUGGACCUGUGGAACCUCAACAACGACACAGAGGUGCCCACAGCGAGCGUGACCAUCGAAGGAGCGUCGGCCCUCAACCGGGUCCGCUGGUCAGCGGGUGGGAAGGAGGUGGCCGUGGGCGACUCGGAGGGGCGUGUCUGGGUCUACGAUGCUGGAGAGCUGGCAGUGCCCCAUAGCGAGGACUGGGCACGCUUCGCCCGCACGCUGGCCGAGAUCCACGCCAACCGAGCCGAUGGCGAGGAGGAGGGGCCUGGGGAGCUGGCGGCAUAGGAUUGGCUGGAUCAAGAUCAGCUGGCGCACCAAUCACCAUCAGGUACAGUGGAUCCCAGCCCAUCAGAAGUCUCCCCACGUUGGUUGUGUUGUGUGAAUAUCGAGGCUCCUGCCUCUCCAUGUCCCCAGUUUAAGACUUCAUCAUGAUGCUGCAGUGAGCUCAUGGACUGUUCUGACUCACACGGUGUAUUUAAGGAUUCCAUGUCGCUGUAUGCUCUGGCAAGAAUGUGCUUUCUUGUAACUGUAAAUCCUAUGUUUAUGAUUCUCAUGAGACUUGUAUUAAUACGUUUAUGCAUUUAUUUAUUUAUUUGAGGUAUUUAAUGAGGGUGUGUUAAGAUACAUGAUCUUUCGUGAGCAGGGUCCGUGGAAUGCCUUAUUCAGCUCCUCUUGAUUGUGUCAUUUCUCUUCAACUGUGUGUGCAUGCAACACAUUCGGGACAAGAUACUGGAUGUAAGCGACAGUCGUCUUGCAUACUGUACUUAAUUGUGUGGUGUGUUGCAUCAGCUUCACACCUGUAACAGUGGCAGUGAGGUGGUGUUGCAGGUGGUGUUGCAGGUGGUGUUGUGGGAGCCACAUAUGGCUGUUUAAGUGAUGUCUGCUUUGUCAAAUAUACUGUAAUUACUGAAAGAAAGUAUUUAUCGUUUGUCACUAAAGUAGAUUUGAUGAUGCUGUUUAUCUUAAAUGUACAUGAGUUGCUAUGCGUCGUCAUAGUGUUAGUAAGCUGUGAGGCCUGGUGAAGGUGGUGAGAUCUCCCGUUCUCAGUACAUUCCUUCCUGCGUCCCCUUGCUCAGUGAGUCCCCUCCUGCUUUCAGUCCUGUAUUAACACACUGCAGCAACUAAGGUACAUUCUAGACCAGGGGCCUCCGACCCUGUUCCUGGACAGCUAUCUGCCUGUACGUUUUUUUCUUCAGCCACACUUAUUUGACCUGAUUCAACACUAGUUACCUGAUCAACUAGAUAAUUAUUAGAAUCAGGUGUGCCAGAUUAGCAGUGAAUUAUCCAGGACCAGGGUUCGAGACGCCUGUUUUAGACGGUGUUGCCAUAUUGUAAUCCAGUGCUUGCUGUUCUUCUGACAUAUUCACUAUUAAACCAGAACAAAUC